Frankliniella occidentalis (western flower thrips) is the source of this 1635-nucleotide messenger RNA. Its product is annotated as arylalkylamine N-acetyltransferase 1. The record is from RefSeq and is a predicted model, not a curated record. Bases 205 to 993 code for a protein of 262 amino acids. NCBI's taxonomy places the organism in Eukaryota, Metazoa, Arthropoda, Insecta, Thysanoptera, Thripidae. Gene Ontology annotation, molecular function: N-acetyltransferase activity. The transcript is spliced from 4 exons.
GCCGGGCCGGAGCGGCCGGACAAGUCUGAGCGGGACCUCAAAACAGACGGCGCACUCUCUCCCCGUCGCAGUCAGUCUCUCCCCGCCCAGGGCACACGCUCGCUCGCCAGAGCCGCCACGCCGGAGCUCGCUCUUGGAUCAGGACACGCGAGCGCGCGCCGCUUGAACCUCCCCGCCCGAGACCAGUAGAGAAGUGCAGCAAGGAUGGCAGUGCAGCUUCAGCAGCAGGCCGCGACUUCGCCGUACACCUUCCCGGACAUCCGCAGCAGCCUCCCCGACAUCCCCGUAGCGGAGGCAACUGAUAAGCGGACCUAUGAGAUCGUGCGGUUGGGCGGCAAGGACAGGCCGAUGGUCACUGCGUUCCUCCGAAAGUUCUUCUACCAUGACGAGCCCCUGAACGUCGCGAUCGGCAUGCAGCCCGGCCAAAGCAGCCCCGCCCUCGAAGACUUCUCCCUCAGCACCCUGCACGAGGGCAUCUCGGUCGGGGCCAUCGCCUCCGACGGCACCCUGGUGGGCGUGUGCGUCAACGGCACCCUGAGCCGCGAGGAGGACGAGGAAGGCCGCCGAGAGUGGCUGAAGGAGGCCGACGACGUCCCGGAAGAUGUGACCACCCUAAAGAGACCCGAAGAACAGUUCAACCAGGUCAGGAGACUUCUGAUGAGGACUUCUGCUCAAGGGAACGUCUUCGCCCAGGUGCCCGCUGACGUGGACAAAAUAUUCGACAUCUUUAUCCUCUCCGUGGAUGGUUCUUGGAGGGGGAAGGGCAUCGCCAAGAAGCUCCUCGACCAAAGCAGGGAAAUCGCCCAGUCUGAACAGCACCGCCUGAUGCGGGUCAUCUGCACGUCCUACGUGUCCGCUCUGAUCGUCUCCCGGUUGGGGUACCGCUGCAUUGACCGGUUAGACUACAACGACGUCGUCGACAGGAAAGGGCAGCGCAUAUUCCCUACGCCGCCGCCGCACGACGCCGCCAAGACAUACGUCCUCGACCUCUGAGCUGUCUUGUCGUCAGCAUUCUUUGCCAAAAAUGUCUUGAACUUGUGAGCGGGUUCACCCUCCGGGUCUCUAUAGGUCUAUGACACUCACGCACGCUAAGUACAAACAUAAUGGCGCCAAACAGUCUCUGGCUGGCGCCAUACCCCGCGCCAGUCCAUGCCUUCUCCACGAGCGGACCAGACUGCGACGACCCUCUGCAGUUCGGCAUGGGGUAUAGCCGUUCCGAACUCGUGUCAAGAACCUUUCCUAUCUGUUUGCGCGCGUGGGCUUCGACAAGAAAGGGUCUCAAUCUCUUCAUUGCUGGAUCUUUGAUCCCCUUGGCCAGACCUGUGAAAACUAGGUAGGUCACGGAAAUACGAUUUGGAAAACAAGCCCACGCCCGGACAGCAGGCAGUGUUUGGAGUCUUGAAGCGGGACGGCCGGCCAGACGGGGCUCACCUGGGAGGCGUAAGUUAGCAAGGUCCUGGGGUCGAGGGAGAGGAAAGAGGACAGACAGAUCAGAUAGCUUCUCGCUACCUGUUAGCCCAUGAGACACGCUGUACACAUGUGUGUCAUCGUUAGUGUUAAUUUUUAAGUGUUGUUGACCGCAAGGUGUUCUUUGUACAUAAUGGUUGUGAUUUAAAUUAAAUGUAAUUGUUGAAA